Messenger RNA from Peronospora belbahrii, 435 nucleotides. The record is from the annotation of a GenBank genome assembly. NCBI's taxonomy places the organism in Eukaryota, Oomycota, Peronosporomycetes, Peronosporales, Peronosporaceae.
AUGAUGAAGAAUAUAAAGGAAGCGGCAACUUGUGGUGGGUUCGAUAAGGAUGGGGUCAACGAAUUUUCUUAUGUGAGUACCAUCGACGCUAUUACAGCGUUGUUCACUGUGCUAAUCUCGCGAGCUCGCGGUCAUGGAGAAGAUGUACGGGUUAUGACUGCUAUGAACGCUCGGCGACGUCUAGGACUGCUUGCGAAUUACGCAGGAAAUGUCUUUCCCCAUCAAACGCUAGGAAAGCUCGCUCGACGCCUGCGAGAAUCGAUUGUACAGAGUGACGAAAUCUUUUUGCGCGACGCUAUCAACUUCCUGGCAGAGCACAGCAACGCCGGUUGUGUUCAGCUGAGCAAUAACUUCUUGUUUGGGCCUGACCUCGUGUUUUCGUCGUGGGUGCACUUGGGCAUGUACAAUGCCGAAUUCGACGGUACACAUCCGUAA